AUGCUGUCUGGCGAUUCGCUCCGCCGCAGCUUUCGCCACGCGGUGGUCGAGUCGUCCUCGCUCCCACCUGCUGAGCGCCUCAUCAUGUACGACGCGUGCGACUCCCAAGAGGUCUCGCAGUCGCUGGGCGGCUCUGCGGGCUACCGCAAGCGCCUUGACGCCCGGCGCGGCAACAAGCCCAAGAAGGCCGACAACCAGCGGGACGUUUGCACCCCGUUUGACCACGCCGCCUUCAAUUUCAGCAAGAUCUCCAACCAGCGCGAGAUUUUGGCGGUGCUCCCGGAGUACAACAUUCUCACGAACCGGUUCCCGCUCUUCCCGGGGCACUGCCUGCUAACGGCCAAGGCACUCGUGCCGCAGCAGCUCUCUGCGACGCACCUCUCCGCCAUCGUCCGCCUCGUCUCCCACUCCGGCUUCUCUGCCUACUUCAACUCCUGGUGCGCCUCCGCGUCCGUUAACCACUUCCACUGCCACUUGAUCGACGAGCUUCCGCCGGUGGCGCAGCAGCGGCUCGUCUCUGGCCCACGCGUGCUGGGCGAGCCGACCCUCCGCCCGGCCGAGAGCAGCGGCUCGUGCUACGUCUUUGGCGCCUCGCAGCUCGGCCUCGUUGGCCGCGCCGUCUCGGCCAUGCAGGCGGAGAACCAGCCGCACAACCUGCUCUUCACGCCGCUGCACAUCUACGUCUGGCCAAAGCCUCUGCAGCGGCCGGCGCGCUCGUUCGACCUCUACCCCGAGACGGUCGGCGGUCCCGAGCUGGUCGGCUCCUUCACCGUGUACACGGAGCGCGACUUCGCCAAGCUCUCCGCCGCGGCAGCCGACGAGCUCGUCCGCAUCAACACCGCGCCGCUGCCGGAGCGGCUGCUCAGCGGCGGCGACGAUACCCGCCCCGCCACGGCGCCCGCGGCGGUAGAGGCGGCCUCCUCCUCGUCCGACGAGAGCGACAGCGAGGCCGGCCCGCCCCCGAAGCAGCCGCGAACGGCGGUGCGGGCGUGCCAGUCGCUCGACAGCUUGUCGCUCGUCAAGCUGCUCCGCUCCGGCAGCGGGCUCGACGAGCUCGCGCUGCCGCUCGCGCUGAGCAAGUCGUGCCUCAACCGCUCGGGCGGGCUCGAGGUGAGCUAG
Emiliania huxleyi CCMP1516 is the source of this 1119-nucleotide messenger RNA. RefSeq lists its product as hypothetical. Gene Ontology annotation, cellular component: cytoplasm. Gene Ontology annotation, molecular function: GDP-D-glucose phosphorylase activity. The record is from RefSeq and is a predicted model, not a curated record. The transcript has 2 exons. NCBI's taxonomy places the organism in Eukaryota, Haptophyta, Isochrysidales, Noelaerhabdaceae. Gene Ontology annotation, biological process: glucose metabolic process. Bases 1 to 1119 code for a protein of 372 amino acids.